AUGGAGCAUUGCCCUCUCCUCCAGCUGGGGGUGACGGUUCUUGGGCUAGCUCUUCUCGCCUAUGCGUCUCUGUCGAUCGUGCGCCGAGUCUUCAAGACUCUCUUCAGCCGGAAAUUCCAACUCGUCAAAUUCGGCGAGUGGGCCGUGGUCACCGGCGCCACGGACGGCAUCGGAAAGGCCAUGGCGAUUGAGCUUGCCAAGCGAGGCAUGAAAGUCUUCCUCGUCUCCAGGAAUCCGGAGCGUCUCCGACAGACGGAGCAGGACCUCCAGUCGGCGGUCCCUUCCGUGAAAGGCGUGAAGAGUCUCGCGAUUGAUUUCUCGGAGGGCACAACGGAAAGUCUCUUCCAGAAGCUCGACGCUGCACUGCAGAACCUCGACGUGGGAAUCCUGGUGAACAACGUCGGCAUUUCGUAUCCGCAUGCGAUGUUUUACGAUGAGCUGGACCUGCACACUCUCGAUCAGCUUAUCAAUGUCAACGUCAGAUCCACGCUUGUCACCACUCGAGUGGUCUAUCCAGGCAUGGUCACUCGUAAACGUGGCGCAAUCAUCUGCGUCGGUAGCGGGGCUUCAGAGAUCGCCAGCGAUCCUCUUUACUGCGCCUAUUCGGCGACAAAAGCUGCAGCGGAGUCUUUCUGCCGCUCCCUCCAGCCGGAAUGUGCCAGCAAGAACAUCCUUGUUCAGUGCCACGUGCCGCUCUUGGUCACGACGAAACUGUCGAAGAUGCGGAAAGCCAGUCUGAUGACCCCCAGCACUGAGACAUACGCCAAAAGUGCUAUGGCAGCAAUCGAGAACGGGAGCAUGCGAGGCCCUACAACCAUCUCCCCCUAUUGCGUCCAUCGAUGCAUCAUUUGGCUGUCCAACGCUGUCCCCCGGAAGGUCUGGGAAGCCGCAUACCUUCCACGGUGUCUGUCGAUUCGCAAACGCGCACUGAAGAAGAAGGAGGAGCAAGUACGUCGAAUGGAUUUGACCGUGUGGACUGGUGUUGGGACUCCGAAAGCGCCCACCGUUAAUCCCCUUGUUACCUUCUGUGAGAAGGAAGAUGUACAGCUGCUUGCCGUGCAGCUGCCAGGCCGAAGUCUUCGGAGUAAAGAACCUGUCCCCACAACAAUACAGAACUGCGUCGCGCAGCUCCUCGAUGUCAUCGCUCCUUUAGUCUCCUCGCGCGUACCGUAUGUCCUGGUGGGAUACUCCAUGGGGUCUUGGGUUGCCUACGAGCUUGCCUGCGCGAUCGCAAAGAGGAGAGAGACUGACACCAAGUUCCGGCUCCCAGGUCGAAUGAUUCUUGCUUCCAUGGUCAGCCCUGAUACUCCGCCCAGCGAGCGACCUUGGAGGGAAACGCGGCAUCUCAGCGAUUCAGAAUUCCAGGAGGAGCUUCGGGGAUGGAGCUGCAAUGAAAUCCUCUUCCAGCCCGAUCUCUGGGCAGCUUACGGCAAGCUCUUGCGCGCCGACCACUUGCUGCUGGACGAAUACAUUCCUACCAAGAGAGACGCGCCUCUCGGUGUGCCAUGCUCUGUUUUUCGAGCGCGAGAUGAUCUGAAGCUCCAGAGUCCAUCGCACUUUGUCAAUUGGUUUUCCUUGGUCGAGGGACCUUCCGCCACACGAACCGAACGGAAAGACCCAUCGAAGCUUUGCUCAUAUGGCCGCAGCGACACCUCAGCCAACAAGAGAGGCGAUGCAAGCACUGCGGAAUGUACGCCGCGCGAUACCGAUACCGUAAAACCCCUCGACAGAGAGUCAACCGGUAAAGCUGGAUCGGACGCAGGCAUCGCCCCCGGUUCUGGUUUGCAACAGGACGACGGCAACCGCAUCGGCGUGCUCGACGGCAGCCACGGGCUUAUGUACGAUCCAAAGUGCCGCGCCAAGUUCUUCGAACGCAUUUUAGAGCUUGUUGAACAGAAUCUUCUCGACCUGAUGUACGAUGGAAUGUAG
Messenger RNA from Neospora caninum, 1929 nucleotides. RefSeq names its product GK18150, related. Lineage: Eukaryota; Apicomplexa; Conoidasida; Eucoccidiorida; Sarcocystidae. Gene Ontology annotation, molecular function: oxidoreductase activity. The transcript has 11 exons. The coding region runs from base 1 to 1929 and encodes 642 amino acids. The record is from RefSeq and is a predicted model, not a curated record. Gene Ontology annotation, biological process: biosynthetic process.